Molecule: messenger RNA, 2208 nt
Organism: Rotaria socialis
Lineage: Eukaryota; Metazoa; Rotifera; Eurotatoria; Philodinida; Philodinidae
Source: the annotation of a GenBank genome assembly
AUGACAUCAAAUAGAAAACAUUCACUUAUUGACACAUUAACUAUUGAGAAUAAUUUUUCUGAUAAUCAUCAAUCGAAUUCCGAACGACGAUGGAGACGAUCAAGUAUUGCAGUAUUUCCUUGGAUGAAUAAAUUCAAGCCAUUUAUCUAUGGAGCUAAAAAUGAUGAUGUGCCUGAUGGUUAUAAUCGAGUUCGUUAUAUAAGAGAUUCUUGUAAAGUAUUAUCUGAUCUUUGGAAAACUGAUAAAGAUUUUCUAAAUAAAAGUAUUGAUAAUGAUGUAUCAAAAUCAUUUAAAGAAUUUCGGCUGAGUGAUGUUGCACGUUCAUAUCGUUCUCCAUAUGGAAUAAAUGGAAGUCCAUCGAUUUUAAAUCAAACUAUUGAUGAUUUAAUUCAAAUUCAUGAUUAUAUUGAUAUUAAACGAAAAGAAUGGCUUGAUCAAUUAAAAAGAAUUAUUGAACAAGCAAGAGAUAAACAAUCAAAUAUUCGUCAAACAAUGAUUGAACAUCGUGAUAAUUAUGAAAAAGCUCAACGAAAAUUAGAAACAGCUGAUUCAAAUUUAAAAAAAUUUCAAACUCGAUCUGAUCGUUUAACAGUAUCAAAUUUUGAUGAACGUUCUCGUGAAUUAGAAGAUAUUCGUACAGAAUGUGAGCAAGCACGAACAUUAUCACGUGAUUUAUAUGCAACUGAAACAUACAGAUUUGCAAGUGAAGAACAUCAAAUAACAGUUGAUAUAUUUUCAAAAUAUUUAUUUGAACAAAACCAAUUUUAUAAUGAAGUAUCGAAAUUUUUAUCAUCAAAAAUGCCAAUUAUUGAAGAUCGUUUAGAAAAUGAUGAAUUAAAACCAUUAUUUGGUUAUGAUUUAAUAAAACAUUGUUCAAAAAGACCUGAUAUUUUAAUAGCUUAUCCAAUUGAAAUAUGUAUUCGAUUAUUAGAAAAUAGUUUACGUGAAGAAGGUCUUUUUCGUCUUGCACCAUCGCAUGCAAAACAAAAAAAAUUAGUUGCAGAACUUGAUUUACAAUCUAUUGAUAAAGCUUCAACAUUAAAUGAACUUAAUUAUGAUCCACAUGUUGCUGCAAGUACACUUAAACAAUAUUUAAGAGAACUUCCAGAUUGUUUACUUACUAAUGCACUUCUAUCACAAUGGAAUCAAAUUCCUGCAUUGAACAGUGAACAAGCUCGUCUAGAACGAAUUUCACAAUUAAUAAACCAAUUACCUGAAAUUAAUUAUCAUAAUCUUUGUUAUUUAGUUCGUUUCUUAGCUCGUGUUGCUGAAUAUUCACCUGAAAAUAAAAUGACACCAAGUAAUUUAGCAAUAUGUAUAGGAUGUAGUAUAUUAUAUGGAAAAGAUCAAUCAUUAUCAUCACCAUCACAUACAUCAAUAUCAAAUUCUUAUACAGCUGCUUCAACCAUUCUUGAAUUAAUGAUUAUUCAUCAUAAACUAUUAUUUACGAAUUAUUCUCAACAAGAACAAAUAUCAAAAUCAUUUAAAUCUCAACCAGAUCUUAUUCCAACAGAAUUUUAUCCAAAAAGUCGAACUGUUUCAAAUGAAAAUUUACUAGAAGCUCCAAAUUUGUCAGGCUACGCUCAACCAUCUCCUGGAACGCGUCGUAAAAAUAAAGCUCCUCCACCACCUCCAUCAUCUAUUCCAUCUCAAUCGUGUUUAUAUAAUCAACAAACAAUAACUGGAGAUAUAAAUAAUGAUAAAAUAGCAUCUGAAAUCAAUUCUAAUGAUCAACUAUCAAAUGAAAAUUUAACAGUGACAAGCUCAUCAAGUUUUAGUCCGAGUGAUAGAAUUCAUCGACGUACACCAAGUGGUGGAACACAAUUAGAUCGUCCAGGAGCUCCACCGCCUCUUCCACCAUCAGCUGUUCUUGUUUCUUCGCCGAUUUUUCAAUCGAAACAAAGAAUUUCAUUUCCAUUAUCAAAAACGAAUUAUGAACAAGAAAUUAGUUCAAAUAUAGAAGAAAAAACAAUUGAAAAUGAUUUAUCACAAGAUUCACCAACUGUUCGAACAACAACAACAACAACAACAACAACAACAGCAACGACAGUAACCAAUGAUGGUGUUAAUGUUGGAAGAUUAAUUUUAGAAUUAAAUAAUCGAAUGGCUGCUGCAAAAACAAAUAAUAGUCAAACACCAAAUAAUAUUCGUGCGUCUUCUAUUCGAAAUAGCACAUUAUCUUCACCUGGAGAAACAACUGAUUUCUAG